GGACAGAUGGUGCUUUCCCAGUUGUCUUUGAAUACUGUUUCUUACAGUAAAUUAACAUUGUAAUACGAUGUUGUCAAUGGCCGUAUCUUAGCUUUUGCUAAUCAUAACAUAAUACAGAAACAAUAUUAUCCUACAUUACCAGUUUGUUUGAGUUUGCAAAGGUUUGCCAUUUGAGUGCACAUGUCAAUUUGGAGGUUGUGUUUUUGUCCACAGUUUCCGAGUGUUGGUAUGCGUUGCAACAGCGAUUGCAAGCUUCCUUGUGGUGUCCUUAUCUUCUACCAUGUGGAUAAGCGUUUUGGGUGUGAUCUUUGCCAGUGUGAGCGCUGGACUGGGAGAGCUCUCCUUCCUCUCUCUCACUGUCUUCUUUAGCAGAGAUGUGUUGGGGGGCUGGGGCUCGGGCACCGGUGGAGCAGGUGUGGCCGGGGCUCUGCUGUACUCUGGUCUCACGCAGGCUGGCCUCUCGCCCAGGAACACGCUGCUCAUCAUGCUGGUCGUCCCUGUAGCCAUGGUGAUCAGCUAUUUUUUCCUGCUAGUCUUCCCCCCAUCCUUCCCACAGUGGAAGUGCAGGGAGGUGGAGUCUGUGAGGGGCAGAGACUCACAGAGCAGGCAGCCCCUAUUGGAUGACACUGAUGAAGAGGAGGAGCGGGAGAAAGGUGCUGAAGAAGACAAGGUCACUGGACCACUGACAUGUAUUGAGAAACUACACAUCACUAAAGGUCUGCUGAGGUUUGUGGUUCCGUUAGGAGUUGUCUACUUCGCGGAGUACUUCAUCAACCAGGGCCUGUUGGAACUCCUAUAUUUCCCAAACUUCUCUCUCUCCCAUGCAGAGCAGUAUCGCUGGUACCAGACACUGUACCAGGUGGGGGUGUUGGUCUCGCGAUCCUCUCUCUGCUGUGUGAAGUUCAGGAGAAUCUGGGCUCUCUCUCUGCUUCAGUGUGUGAACGCGGUGUUGCUGUUAUUGUCGGUGUACUACCAGUUCCUGCCCAGUGCAUGGCUGGUGUUUGUGAUAGUCCUCUACGAGGGGUUGCUGGGAGGAGCUGCCACAUUCUACUUCAUCAGCAAGGAGACUGGAGACAGACAGAGGGAGUUUGCCAUGGUGGCAGCCAGUGUAGGAGACUGUCUGGGCAUCGUCAUCUCCGGCCUCAUAGCUUUCCCAGUCCACAGAUACUUCUGCUCACUAUGAGAGAUAGUAGAGGGAGAAAGACUGGUGGGAAGUGCAAAAGAGGUAGUAUCAUGUUUUGAAGUGCUUGGUAUUUCCUUGGAGGUCUGAAGAAGAGACUCUCUGCAGCUGGGGUGGAUGGAAAUUGCUGAUAAUUAUUGUUAUGCUUAAAUUAGAGGUCUGUUCAGACAUCUUCCUGCACCUUAGCAACCUUGCUGGGUGUGUGGUAGAUUCCUCCAUUUACUUAGAAAUCACAUUGUUACGACUGGUACAAGUUUCAUAUCACUUCAAAAGAUAACGGUCACUAGCCAACUGUAACUUUAAUAUUUCUGCCAUCACCAAGGACAUUUGUCAAUGUGCCUUUGAUAAUUAUCAGGAUUGUAUGUUUUAAUAUAUUUAUCUUCUCACUACAUUCCAAUGUCUAGUAUCCUGCUAAUAUUUGUUUUAAAUGUAACCACUAACUUUUUCUUUGCUGCUAUUGUUGAGUUACUGUUAUAAAAUUGUGAAUGCUCUAACUUAGCUCUACUAACAGUGUUUACAUGUGGUGGGCUUGUAUGAUCAAUGUUCAACUUUUGAAAACUGACCUGCGAUUCUACAAGUGAUUUAAAAUUUUAAAAAAGA
Oncorhynchus kisutch (coho salmon) is the source of this 1780-nucleotide messenger RNA. RefSeq names its product battenin-like. Gene Ontology annotation, biological process: regulation of intracellular pH; lysosome organization. Gene Ontology annotation, cellular component: membrane; lysosome. The record is from RefSeq and is a predicted model, not a curated record. NCBI's taxonomy places the organism in Eukaryota, Metazoa, Chordata, Actinopteri, Salmoniformes, Salmonidae.